UUCAGUUUUUCUUCUCUCCCAAACUUUUCCAACAUUUCUUGAUCAUUCUUGAACGCAGAAAAUCGCAGAUACUCACACAUAGAGAGAGAUAUAUAUUUAUAUAUAUGAUCAUCUCAAUCAUCUAGCUAGUUAUACAGUCGCAAGAGCCAUGUCGUCGUCGUCGGAGCUGAGUCUAGUAGCAUACGGCAACAAAAACGGCAGGUCGUCAUCGCCGACGACCUUCUUGAACUCGAUGUUCAUGUCGACGGUGAAUGCGGCGGCGAAGACUCUGGUGUCGGUGGCGGCGACAACCAAAGGAAGCGGCGGGAUCGUGGCGGGCGGCGGCGGUGGCGGGGGGAAGUGGAGGCCUGGAGACCACUUCCGGUUCAUGCUGAUGCUGAUGACGUGGCUCACGCUUUGGGUUCUUAGGGUUUUAAUGGACCACAUACCGUCUUGCUCUUCUUUGAUGGCCUUGGGAUACUGCACUACUUCUGCUCCUUUGAAUCUUCUUCAGGCGUUUUCGCCUCUCGGGUUGCUCGAAUUCCCAGGAUCAGGGCCGUCAGCGGCGGCGGCGUCGGAGUCCGCUUCGUUGUCGGUUUCGUCGCUGCAGAUGAUUCUGAAUGAAGGAGUUGAGGCUGUGCCUGUUCAGGCUCUUGGAAGAGCCCUUUCUCAUAUCCUGGCCUUACUCAACGAGAUUCCCGCCACCUCGCGGAAAUACCAGUUUGCGAUGGCGAUGGCUGAGCGAAUCAUGGACGGUAACGCCAGAUCAGGCCACGUGGACAUGAUGGAAGUCAACCGAAUGGCUCUCUCAUCAUCAUUUGAGCGCACCUCAAAUCUCCUGCAACGCUCCCUAGAGAAGCAUCGCCGCAUAAAAACCGGAGACCACCAUGGCGGCUGCGCGUGGGCCGCACGCGCCAUCCGGUCGUUGCCGCUGGGGUCGUACGUGGUGCCAUAUGUGAAGGGGCUGGGCGCGUGUGUUGGGGCGGUGCGGUCGUUGAUUGCCACGUGCCGGUCGCAAAGGACGAGGCGAUUGGCGAUAGGUGGGGACGGUGGCGGCUGGUGUGGAGGAAGGGUGGUUUGGGAGGAGGAGGAAGGGGGUGAGGUGGUGGCGGAGAAGCUGGCGGAGGAGCUGCUGUGGAUAAGCCACAAGCUGAGGGUUUAUGGAGCAGUGGAUGAGGCUCUUGUGCAAUGGAGCUAUGCUUCUGGCUUGGCUUCGGUUUCUCUCACCACGGAUCCCAGGCUUCAAGGCCUCAUUGUCAAGAUUUCUGCCAUGUUAUUUGGUGAUAUGAACCACGAAGAGUUGGAGAUUUCAAGGGAAGUGAAGUUCAGGCUGCUCCUGCUAUGGCUUCCAUUGUUUUGCCACGCCGGCAACGGAUUCGCAUAUCCCGUCUUGACAUUCUUCGAGAAGGCGGAGGUGGAGAGAGCGGUCGACGAAGCGAUCUGGAGUUUGCCGGCGAUGGAUCAAGAAGUGAUCCUGACCAAUUGGAUACAAGACUAUGCCAUCUCCGCCUCCGAUUGGCCAAAUCUCCAGAUUUCUUAUGAUCGCUGGUGCCAAUCCACACGCAAUCUUGUCAACUGAUCAUGUCGAGAAGCUAUUGAAAUACCAUACAAAAUGUAAUAUGCACCAAUCGUUUCUCAUGGUCAUGUUACG
Morus notabilis is the source of this 1630-nucleotide messenger RNA. RefSeq lists its product as uncharacterized. The transcript is spliced from 3 exons. Bases 149 to 1558 code for a protein of 469 amino acids. The record is from RefSeq and is a predicted model, not a curated record. Lineage: Eukaryota; Viridiplantae; Streptophyta; Magnoliopsida; Rosales; Moraceae.